Molecule: messenger RNA, 335 nt
Organism: Caenorhabditis elegans
Lineage: Eukaryota; Metazoa; Nematoda; Chromadorea; Rhabditida; Rhabditidae
Source: the annotation of a RefSeq genome assembly
UUGUAUUCAGGUUCUUUGCUUGGAGCGAAUUCUUCUCCGACAUGGGAAGAUAUCGCUUUCGUAGUGUACAAUUUCAUAUUUUUUAUAAUGACCCUAACUUCUGGAUUAUUUUAUUACCAUCUUUACCAACUUUUGAAAAAGCUACAUUCAGAUGUGAUUCCAGAAACUCAAAUAUUAUACCGCGUUGUUCCUAUUUAUAGUCUACAAGUGUUUCAAUGUUUCUACCUCAUUUCACCCCAAUUAUCAUUUCAUUAUCCUACACAGCGUCCAUGCAGCCAAUACGAUCAGUGGCUAUUUCAAUAGUUUAUCCAAUUUUCAAAGAGUCUUCAGUGUGA